Molecule: messenger RNA, 1804 nt
Organism: Zea mays
Lineage: Eukaryota; Viridiplantae; Streptophyta; Magnoliopsida; Poales; Poaceae
Product: Tetratricopeptide repeat (TPR)-like superfamily protein
Exons: 2
Coding region: 222-1295 (357 amino acids)
Molecular function (GO): protein binding
Source: RefSeq, a predicted model, not a curated record
CGAACUGGCGCGCAAGGCACGCAUUGUCCAGGAGCACGACCAUUUCCCAAUGUGGCACGGCCCGGGGGCUAUAAAUGCCGCCAUUGCCUCUCCGCAAGCUAGAUCGCCACGGGACGGGAGUCCGCCUUAGGUUGUAGGCUCCGUUCGAUCAUAAGCAACACAACACCCUUCCGUUUGCGUCGCUCCUCCGGCCUCCCCUCCCUGGUCGGUCGAUCGCGAGGAUGACGCCGGCGAGCGUGGUCGCCGCGCCCAGGAGCGUCGGGGCGUUGCCCUUGGCGGCGUUCCCGGCGCCCGCGAGGGCCGGGGUGCGGAGGAACGGCCGGUCCUCGAGGCCCGCGGCGUGCGGCGGGGACGACCAGCAGCCGCCGUCCAUGGCCGCGAUGCCGGCGUCGCUGCGCGCCAUCCAGGCCAGGAGGAAGCAGGAGGCGGCGCAGCGCGGGGUGCCGCGGGCGACGGCCACGAGCGCGGCCGGGUGCGCCGUGGCGGCCCUCGUCAAGGCCGUGGAGGCCGUCCAGGGCGCGGCGGCCGGGGGCGCCGCGGAGGCCGCGCGCGGCGCCGGGGACGCCGUGGCGUGGGUGUUCAGCAAGGUCCACCUCCAGUCGCCCGACCUCGCCGUCGGGCUGCUCGGGAUGGUCGCCUGCUGCCUCGGCACGAUCGUGGAGGCGGAGAGGUGCCGCGUGGAGGCGAGGAAGCCCGAGGCGGCGCCGGCGGGCAACGCGGGGGCCGACCGCCCCGACGGCAACGGGGCCCCCGCGGAGGAGCCCGAGGACCACGACAUGCCGCAGCUGGUGGAGGCGGACGUGGAGAAGGCGCUCUGGGCCCAGAUCGGCAUCUUGCAUGGCGGCGGCGGCCUGUUCGGGGACAGCAGCUACGGGGCGCAGGAGGAACUCGACGAGGAAGAGGUCAAGGAGAUCGACAGCGCCCGCGCGCGGCGCCGGAAGGCGGCGUACGAGAUGGCCAUCGCCUCAGGCGGCGCCAGCUCGCUCAUCCUGUCCAACUACGCGCAGCUCCUGUACGAGAUCGACAAGGACAUCGAGAGGGCGGAGAUGUACUUCAAGCAGGCGGUGGCCGCCGAGCCGGCGGACGGCGAAGCGAUGCGGAGGUACGGCAUGUUCCUGUGGCACGCCCGCGGCGACACGGGCGGCGCGGAGGACAUGUUCACCGGCGCCAUUGACGCGGAGCCCGAGAGCAGCCACCACCGGAGCAGCUACGCGUGGUUCCUAUGGAUGACCGGCGGCGUCGAGACCUGCCUCAUGGACACCGGCAGGCAGAGCGACGGCAACGACGCGGAUUGAACCGCGCAGCUAGCGCCCUUGGGAUCGGAGACACAAUCCAAAAGCAGACAAGAAAAAGACGACGACGCGACGACCUUACCUUUACCACCGGCAAGUGCCCCGGCCGGCCGGCGGGCCGGCCAUUUAGAUGGCGCGUCUAGGUAUCGCCGUACGUCGUGCCGCAUGCAUGCAUGCCCGGCGGCGCAAGAUGGCUAUGCAGCAAGCGUAGUAUAUAUCAUCCAUGAGCAGCGCCGGCCGUUGUAGAUAGGUGCAAGUUUUCCAGUGUGCUAGAUGAAUGCGCGUCAAGGAGCCACAGCCAGCCCAUGCAGGGCCAGGAGGCGAACAAUAAUAAUGUUGGCAAAGCUGCUAGCGCAUGUUAGAGCGUGUGAUGAAUAGUACUAUAGUAGUAUGUGGAAUAAAAUCAUCCGUCGUGAGAUAGUAGCAAUGCUGUUAUAUAUAACUGCGUUUGUGAGCAACAACAACAAUAUAUAUAUCUGUGUUUUUAUAUAUCUAGAUGUGGUGUUUGAGUU